GUCUCCUCCAGGCUGCAACAUAACAUCAAUAUCAUCACCCACUGCAUCAUCUCUCCUUGUAAAAUGGAACUAUUUUACAGGAGCGACAAACUAUAUUCUGGAUGUCAGGGCUGUGAAUGCAACCAACACAGCACCUAUCUCUAUUACACUCUCUAAGUCCACAGUGGAGCGACUGGUCCAAGGCUUGAGACCGGGACAAAUUUAUCUAGUGACUUUUAAAGUGUUUUUGCUCGAUUAUAUUACAUGCAUCGACUCCCAGACAGUACAGACAAUUCCUUCCACCUCACAAAUAACAUAUUCAAAGGCAAUAUCAAGCACCUCGAUCAGGUUUGAGUGGUCCAGUGCACAAGGAGCCGAUAAAUAUAUUUUGGUGGUGAAUGGCACUUUCCAUCCUGAGACUCAGAACUUCACAUUUAACUCGCUAAGUGGACAGAUAGACAACCUCCAGCGAGCCACUUCGUACAGCUGUUACAUUUAUUCUGCCAAUUCUGCAGGACUCAGCACCAAGAGCCUUGUCAGAACCAUCAGAACAUUGGUGCAGCCACCAGAUAAUGUGGCCGUGAGUGAGUUAACGCAGACUACGGCUCGUGUAACAUGGAACAUCGUCUCAGGUGUCCUGCUUUACCAGCUUUCAGUUAUUGCCAAUAACAAGCCGGGAGUUCUCCCGGUUCUUAAAAAUGUCACUAGUACCGCUGUGAAUAUCUCAAACCUGGAGCCGUGUACAACAUACACAAUAGGCGUUGCAUCUAUCAACAUGUUCCUUGAACCAGGAGAGUCCAAUAAUGUCACCUACUCAACUACCACUAUUGGAACAGUUUCCUCCAUCUCUGUGGAGUACAACUGUCUUACUUCUACGGAAACGAUUAGCUGGGAUGCGGUUUUUGGUGCCACGUCGUACCGUGCCGUCAUUACAGAUGGCCAAGGCCGGUCGCUCAACUGCUCUUCAACGGACACCUCCUGCCAGAUCUCGAAUCUGGUCUGCGGGGAACGGUACACUGUAUGGAUUACAGCCAUCGCUAACUGUGAAAGCACUUCCGACGGCAGCUACUUCUUCGAGACAGCACCAUGCCCACCCAAAGCGCCAAAAGUGUACCGCGAGUGCUCCACUAGUGUCAUCUUGUUCUCGUGGGAGCCCACCAACAACACAGCUUAUUACUUCGCCAUUGCUGUGGACUCGGACGGCCUGGUAACUGAGUGCGUCACUGUGGAAACCUCCUGUUAUUUCACCGACACUGUCUGUGGUCAAACAUACAGCUUCUACGUCAGCGCCGUCUACACCGGAGGACUAGACUGCAACAGUGGAAAAACAGAGGGUUUAGUCGUCAAAACAGCCCCAUGUUUGCCGCAGAACAUCUAUGCGAUUGCAAAUUGUAAUAGCAUCAGCAGUGUCAUCAUUACUUGGGACAAGGCUGCAGGAGCCGAAGCCUAUGUUGUGGAGGCCCGAGGUAAUCGUAAAGAUUUCUACAACUGUACGUCUGCAAACACAAGCUGCACACUAACAGAUCUGGAUUGCGGAGAGAGCAUGAGCGUGUGGAUUGUUGCCAAAAAUGGUGAAUGCACUACUGAUCCUGUAAUGGGAGAUGUGGCAGACACAGUUCCCUGCAUUCCUCAGAACGUGUCUGCUGUGGACACCUGUAGUUCAGACUCUGCCUCUUUCACAUGGAAUUUUGCCAGCGGUGCAAUCAUCUACAUUGGAAUGGCAGUGCAUGUGACUGGCACAGUUCACACCUGUGCUGCCAUGGCGACAGAAUGCACAUUCCCAGACCUACAAUGCGGCGAGGAGUAUGAUGCGUAUGUCUUGUCAACUAACCUGAAAUGCAACAGUUCUGAGAGUCAACAUAUCACCCUGCAGACAGCUCCAUGUGCUCCGGUCAGUGUGGGGGCCACUAGAGACUGUGCAGCAAAUCAAGCAGUCGUAAGUUGGCAGGCCCUUCAGACUGGGAGUCUAUACACAGCAGUACUGCAGGAUGAACAUGGGCCCACAGUUAACUGCAGCUCCAGCUCUAACAACUGCACAUUCACAAACCUGCUCUGCGGAAUGAAAUACAACGUCACAGUCACAACAAAUGAUGGUCAAUGUGGAAGUCAGCCAUCCACACCCAUUCAAAUACAGUCAGUUCCCUGUGACCCUCAGAACAUAACAACUGUGCUCCAGUGUGACACCAACACAGCCAACGUGACAUGGACUGCCAGUGCAGGAGCUAAUGGGUACACGGCAAUGGCAACAGACGGGCAGCAGCAACGCUUAGCUUCUUGUCACUCUAUGGGGACUUCCUGUCAGCUGACCUCUCUGCCGUGUGGGAUGAGACUAAAUGUAACUGUCCAAGCUGAUGGCGCCACCUGCAACAGCAGCUCUCAACCUAAAGCUGUAGUGGAAACAGCUCCCUGCGUUCCCACCAAUGUCGCUGCUGCUCUAAACUGUUCAUCCAAUAUUGCCUCCGUCACCUGGCAAAGUGCCCUUGGUGCCACUUGGUACUUGGUUAAGGCAGAAGGCAACCAAGGGUACAAGACGUCCUGCAACAACACUGUCACACACUGUGAUAUCCCAAACCUGCAGUGCGGCCAGGAAUAUACCAUCACAGUCAUGGGCAUGAAUGGUAACUGUGUGGGCCCGGCUAGCCAGCCUGUCACACUUGUCUCAGCUCCAUGUCCCAACACUGGCAUUCGAGCCAGUCUGGACUGCAGCACCAACUCAGCACUCAUUUCUUGGACACCAGGCAAUGGUUCACUAAGUUUCAAUGCAACACUGAAGUCUUUCCAGGACCCCCAGAAGCACAACUGCUUGACCAAUGGCUCGUCCUGUAGCAUCAGUUCACUGCCGUGUGGUCAGCACUAUAACAUCUGUGUUACAGGAUACGGGCAGACCUGUUCAACCUCUUCUAAAUCCUUGGUCACUCUUGACACAGCUCCGUGUGUUCCCACUCAAGUCAAUGUGUCAUUAUCUUGUGGGUCGGACACGGCAUCUGUUUCCUGGGCAGCAUCUAGUGGCCUUGUUUCAUACUAUACAGUAACAGCAGUAGAUGAUUUUGGACAUACGCUAACAUGUAACUCCAGCAGCACUUCCUGUGACAUCAGAGGCCUGGCGUGUGGUCAAACAUACAACGUGUCAGUCACAGCUAUGAGCAUGGACUGCACUGGGCAACGUAGUGAAGUGCGUCGCAUCAAUGCUGCACCCUGUGCUCCCCAGUCUGUGGUCAGUCAGCUCUUAGACUGUCAAACAGGUGAUGUUCAGAUCAGCUGGCAGUCAAGUAAAGGGGCGCAGAUCUACUAUGCUCAAGCAAAAUCCACUAACAAGACUCUGUUGUGUAACUCCACCUCCACGUCCUGCACCAUCCCUGCACUCGGCUGUGGACAGACGUACAAUAUCACUGUGGUUGCAGAAGCCAACGGCUGUAGCUCCAACGCCAGUGCGAUCAGUCAGGUCACAGCAGGUAAAGUGACAUUUGAACAAACUGAAUAA
Carassius carassius (crucian carp) is the source of this 3460-nucleotide messenger RNA. RefSeq names its product fibronectin type III domain-containing protein 7-like. Lineage: Eukaryota; Metazoa; Chordata; Actinopteri; Cypriniformes; Cyprinidae. The coding region runs from base 755 to 3460 and encodes 901 amino acids. Gene Ontology annotation, molecular function: protein binding. The transcript is spliced from 13 exons. The record is from RefSeq and is a predicted model, not a curated record.